GUCGCCUGAAUCAAUUCAUUCGGUAUGUCUCCCCGUUCAAUACCAAUCUACAUCCGUACUGUUCAUCUGCCAAAUCCAAAAUUGUAAAAGCUUCGUCGUUCGCAAAUUUUGGCUGAAGCACAUGUGUCGUUUCAUGGUGAUGGGUUCAAAUAGAUUGUUGUCAUCACAAUUACUUGAUGAAUCAUCAUCUGAUGACGACGAGGAUUUCAUACUUUCUGCUGCGCAAAUCAUUCAUACUGUUUCACAAGUUCGUAGAAAUCCAGGAGGCUCUGUUCCAGGCCGUGCAUAUAUUUAUCGAGAUAGAGAAGCGGGACACGCGAGAUUGUACCAAGAUUACCUGGCUGACAUUCCUACUUAUGGCCCAAACUUGUUUCGGCGGAGGUUUAGGAUGCAUCGAUCCCUGUUUAUUCGCAUAAUGAAUGCUGUUGAACAACAUGAUGAUUACUUUAAGCAAAAAAGAAACGCAGCUCAACAACAAGGUUUAAGUUGUUUGCAGAAGGUUUAAGCACCCAAUGAAAGCGAUAUACAUCGGUUACUUGCACUUGGCGAUGAAAGAGGAUUUCCUGGUAUGCUGGGUUCACUUGAUUGCAUGCAUUGGAGGUGGAAGAAUUGUCCAUCAUCUUUACAAGGUCAAUUUUCGGGCCAUCAUCACACGCCUACUAUAAUUUUAGAAGCAGUUGCUUCACAAGAUUUAUGGAUUUGGCAUGCUUUUUUUGGAUUACCUGGCUCUCUCAAUGACAUCAAUGUUCUUCAUCGAUCUCCCCUGUUCGCAAAAUUAUCAAAUGGAGAAAGUCCACAAGUGAAUUAUAGAAUAAAUAACCAUGACUAUUCAAUGGGAUAUUACCUUGCAGAUGGCAUAUACCCUUCUUGGGCAACAUUGGUUAAGACCAUACCAGAACCACGGGGCAAUAAAAGAAUCUACUAUGCGAAGGCACAAGAAGCGGAAGGACUUGUUGCUAUUUUUCACUGCUACUAAUUGUUGCAGCUUAUCAUUCCAUUUUGGUUGAUUUCUCAAUAAUAGCCAACAAUGUCUAAACUGGAAGGACUUGUUCUGGGGAUCUUGAGAUUUAAAAAGCUUCUCGGCCUGCUCCACCUGAAAGAGAACAAUAAACUCAGUCAACAACAUUUUUAUAAUUCACAAAUUGCAUCUACUUUGUAUGAUGUCGUACCCUAUCAUGAAUUGUCAUCCCACUUUGAUUUCUAGUUUCAAUACUGUUGAUACAUCCACAAAAUUUGCUCACUGCAUCUUGGAUAGAACUCCAACGAUGCAACAGUGAUCCCUCACUACGUUCUGCAAAAGUUCCUCUGUUUUCGUCAAAGAAUAAGUAGAUCCUUCUCCAAAAUGUGCCUCUAGUUUGAUUUGUCCCUUGAAUAGGAUCUGUACUAACAUUCAACCAAGCUGCAACAAGAAGUCUAUCUUCGUCCUCAGUAAAGUUUUUACCCUUUUGCUUCUGGUUUGACUUCGAUGACGUUUGAAUAUCCUUUAUUUGGGCAGUUGGCUGCAACUCAACUGGUGUUUCAGAUACAUCCUCACAAGUUUCAAAAGCUCCAUUGACAAGAU
Molecule: messenger RNA, 1561 nt
Organism: Zea mays
Lineage: Eukaryota; Viridiplantae; Streptophyta; Magnoliopsida; Poales; Poaceae
Exons: 3
Coding region: 122-505 (127 amino acids)
Source: RefSeq, a predicted model, not a curated record